UAUUAAUUAUCUUAACCAAGCAUGUUUUUAAUGCAUGCUAUCUUAAAUGCAUUAUUUAAAUUAAUUUCAUUGGACUAAUGAACUGAGGACCACACACAAAUUCUUCACUGUAUAAAAUUGCUGGUUAUUUACUUAGCUCAGCUUUCUAACACUUCCAACCGUCUCUUGUGUAAUUGCAACCGCACUCUGUAUAUGCUACACACUAUUUCAAAUGUCAAAGAUUAGACGCAACCGCACACAAACUGCAAUAAGAUAUCAAAUACCAAGCUCCAGUUUCAAUUAAGGCAUACAGACAAUGAGCUUUACGGUUAUUGUUACGUACCAACCGUUGCAAGUACUCGGUUUUAGUUCUGUACGUGUAAGCAAGCUAUGUUCCUACCUUCCUUCCGUUCCUUUUCAUUUUCUUCUUCUCCAAAGUAGCCCAUGCAACAGACGUAGAGAUUUCUAAUUAAUAAUGCGAGCUGUCAUGCAAGAGUACGAUAUGUGGUGCAUGCCACACCAGAAAUGCAAACAAAUAAUUUCUAACACAUGGAAGACAAUGGCACACAUUAGAAGGCGUGCUCUGUAAUCCCGUAAGCGUGUAACAAAUGUUUUAUGAGUCGUGGGUGCAGAGGAGCUGCAACAUAUAGGAAAUAAUAUCGGUCAAAUGUCCUUAUGUAAUAUAAUUCUUUUGAGUGAGUAUUCACUCAGUGGACUUGAAAUAUCAUAAUUCAACAAUAUCAGGGUUCAAGAAAACCAUGACAUGCCCUUUAAUUAAUGCUUCGGAGUUAAGAUAACAUGAAUCACGUUAUAUCUUGAUUUCAGCUAUAGUUUCUUGCUAAGAACACUGAAAAAGACAUAAUGGACUAAGUAGUUUAUUACGCGUUGACUUUGUAAAAUUGAAACAUUUAUCUUACUGUCCUCGUAAAGUUUAAUAUGAAGACAUCUACUUCAAGAGCGGCUGCAUUCCACAUCACAGGGGAUUUGAUAUUAAGUUGGCGCUAUUCCCUUCAUGCGCGUGCAGUCUAACCAACUGAAUUAUUUGGUGACAUUCACUUCACCUUCAGUAGGAAUAAAGGUGAACAGGGUAUAUGAAAUAUAGAAAACCAGACUAGAUCGAAUACAUAUGAACACAUCUAGGUAAACACUUUUGGAAAUUGAUAUAUUUUAUAUAACACCGCAAAGAGAAAUUUUGUGUUUGAGAAGUAUAUUUUUUCGCUCUGAAUGACGAAGCAAGGUUAGUUUUGUUUUUGCAGCCAUUAUACAAAUUUGAAAGUGUGUAUGAUUCUUCAGACAAUUUAUAAUAUAACUUUAAUCAGUACUCUGUAGGUCCAUCUUAAUUUUAAUACUAUUUUUUCUACUUUCUACAGAUGAGAUUUGAAACUUUGAUUUGUCGAAUAGCGAUUACGAACUAAGUUAAUAGUAUAGGAUACCUCUCGCGGAGCCUCAUAGUUCGCACAAAAUCGGAAACAAACGUCCGCACUAAAUUGCGAGGUGUCAAUUGACAUCACUAAAAUGUUGAAUGACAUAAUGAAUUUUUCAUCUACAAACCGAGUUCCUGGACGGCGACUAAGAAGAAUGACAUUUUGUCGAAGUUAAGAGCUGUUCUGUUCAUCAGGGUCUUAUUUAAUGUAAAACCCAUGUAAUUACAUUUCAAAAGCUAGUGAUUGCGUUCGGUCCAGUAUGAAAUGUGACCAGUAUGAAUUUAAGACAGAACUUAUAAUACUACCACCAGUAUUUCAUUCAGCAAAUUGUUGACUUAGAAAACUAAACUUAAGCUAAACAAUCGAACUUUAUCACUCAACAAAGUAAACGAAAAGUAAACUUAUGCAAUACUUUUAGUUGCUGUGUGUAAAUAAUUAAAUUCCUUAAUGUAAUAAGAAAAUAUUUAGUAUUCAUAUAAGGUAUAAAAUGAAGUGCAAGAAAGUCACAAGCUUCGCAGUAAUUUCUGAAAACUAGUGGAAAACACUCCUGACGAACAAAUUUGAAUUUCCUGUUUUGUACUUUUUGUUUUACUUCGAACUUUAUCACUCAACAAAGUAAACGAAAAGUAAACUUAUGCAAUACUUUUAGUUGCUGUGUGUAAAUAAUUAAAUUCCUUAAUGUAAUAAGAAAAUAUUUAGUAUUCAUAUAAGGUAUAAAAUGAAGUGCAAGAAAGUCACAAGCUUCGCAGUAAUUUCUGAAAACUAGUGGAAAACACUCCUGACGAACAAAUUUGAAUUUCCUGUUUUGUACUUUUUGUUUUACUUCGCUUAUACACCUAAGCAUGGCUUACUGGGCGAUAGCGACUCGCAAAGGGUCGCCACCGAUGAAGAUCACACCAGUGCUGAAUCCCAAUCAACGUGAAUUCCUCGAAGAUGAGCUGCUCUACCGCGAAAAACUGGAAAUACUAGCCGAGAACAAUACGAUUAGCACUGACCUCUUUGUGCGAAAGUUCGAGGAUAUUGACGACCCCGUGCUGCUGGAUAAACACGAUUCCUUCUAUCAUACCACUAAAAGUCUGCUGGUGCUGUUCCAGAUAAUGGGCGUUAUGCCAAUACAUCGCAAUCCGCAGAAGCCGGGGAUGCCACGCACCGGUUAUUCAUGGACAUCGAAGCAGGUCUUCUGGGCCAUAUGCGUUUUCUCUAUGCAAACUACGAUAGUGGUAUUGGUGUUGCGUGAGCGCGUGAACACGUUUCUCAACGAUUCCGAUCGGCGAUUCGACGAGGCAAUCUACAACGUGAUCUUCAUAAGUUUAUUAUUCACGAAUUUCCUUUUGCCGGUUGCAAGUUGGCGACAUGGACCGCAGGUAGCGAUCUUCAAGAAUAUGUGGACGAAUUAUCAAUUGAAGUUCUUGAAAGUGACCGGCUCACCGAUUGUAUUUCCCAAUCUAUAUCCGCUCACCUGGAGUUUGUGUUUCUUCUCGUGGGGUGUGAGUAUUGCGAUCAAUUUGUCGCAGUACUAUUUGCAGCCCGAUUUCAAGUUGUGGUACACUUUCGCAUACUAUCCGAUUAUUGCAAUGCUAAAUGGUUUCUGCAGCUUGUGGUAUAUCAACUGCACAGCCUUUGGUACCGCUAGUCGCGCUCUAUCCGCCUCACUGGAAUUAACAAUGAUGGGUGAUAAACCAGCGAAGAAGCUCACCGAAUAUCGUCAUCUUUGGGUAGAUUUAAGUCACAUGAUGCAGCAACUAGGACGCGCUUAUUCCAACAUGUAUGGCAUGUACUGUCUGGUGGUAUUCUUCACUACUAUCAUUGCUACUUAUGGCUCAUUGAGUGAAAUUAUGGAUCAUGGUGCUACUUAUAAGGAAGUUGGUCUCUUCGUUAUCGUUUUCUAUUGCAUGAGCCUGCUCUACAUCAUUUGCAAUGAGGCGCAUUAUGCCACCCAGAGUGUCGGUUUGGACUUUCAAACGAAGCUCUUGAAUGUGGAUCUCACCGCUGUGGAUAGUGCUACACAAAAGGAGGUUGAAAUGUUUCUCAUGGCCAUAACAAAGAAUCCGCCGAUUAUGAAUUUGGACGGUUAUGCUAAUAUCAACAGAGAACUAAUUACGUCAAAUAUUUCAUUCAUGGCUACUUACUUGGUGGUGUUGUUGCAAUUCAAAAUUACCGAACAGCGGAAUUACUCUAUGAAACAGAGCAGAAUGGAGGUGCUUAUGGAGGAAUGAAUGUUUGAAAAAAUUUUGCUUUGUAAAGCUUUGUUGCUUUAGUGAAAGAAAUAUUUAUUUCGAUCUUUGUCUUUGCUCAUCUCGGAUAAUUUGUGGAUUAGAAGUCCAGUUCGUUCUUU
Molecule: messenger RNA, 3738 nt
Organism: Zeugodacus cucurbitae (melon fly)
Lineage: Eukaryota; Metazoa; Arthropoda; Insecta; Diptera; Tephritidae
Product: gustatory and odorant receptor 21a-like
Exons: 4
Coding region: 2246-3619 (457 amino acids)
Biological process (GO): sensory perception of taste
Cellular component (GO): dendrite; neuronal cell body; membrane
Source: RefSeq, a predicted model, not a curated record